AUGCCAUCGGCUAAUGUUGUCGAUCAAAUAAAACGUGAUCAAUCACCAAGAGAGAAAGAUUAUGCUGUUAGUUCAGGUAGUAAAGUGUAUGAUUAUGAUAAUAAGGAAAACUUAAAAGAACAUUCGAAUGUAUGGUCAAAUAAACCUGAAUGGUAUCGUUAUAGUUCUCUUGAUCCGAAACGACAGCAGACUAUGGAUGACGAUGAUUUUGUUCUUAUAGAAGAUAUUCCUCUAAAGGAAAGUAAAAACUCUAUUCAAAACAUUUCAUCUGAUAACAAGAAGUCCGAUAUGGGUACAAUAUUCAAGUCUUUCUAUAAUGAAAUACAAGAAGAAUUAAAUGUUAUUUUUGGACAACUAAGCGAAUGGCAAUUAUUUCAAACACGUAGAGAAAGAGAAAAAUUAAGACGUAUAACCUCUGUUUAA
Messenger RNA from Didymodactylos carnosus, 423 nucleotides. Lineage: Eukaryota; Metazoa; Rotifera; Eurotatoria; Philodinida; Philodinidae. The record is from the annotation of a GenBank genome assembly.